Molecule: messenger RNA, 1228 nt
Organism: Manduca sexta (tobacco hornworm)
Lineage: Eukaryota; Metazoa; Arthropoda; Insecta; Lepidoptera; Sphingidae
Product: rhodanese domain-containing protein CG4456-like
Exons: 4
Coding region: 194-706 (170 amino acids)
Cellular component (GO): mitochondrion
Molecular function (GO): thiosulfate-cyanide sulfurtransferase activity
Source: RefSeq, a predicted model, not a curated record
AUUGUCAUUUUGAUUGUCAUUUGUAAAUUGUCUUUGGUAUUUUUAGUUGUUCACCGUUUAUUUUCAUAUCAGCUUUUAUUAAUUUAUUGUAUUGAAGACAUAGGAACUGAACGGUCUUCAAAAUAUUAUUCUGUUGCUAAUUAUUGUGCUGUAUUUUCUUAAAUCUACGACCAUUAAAUAUAUUUAUAUAAAAAUGUUUGCACGAAGUCUUUUCAGUCGAGUUAUUCCUUUAGCGCCAGAAAUAAUUAAAGCGGCGCGAGUUUUAAAUGCACAAGCCCAACAAGUUUCAUUACCUCAUAUCGCUUUGUGCAAAAAAGUUCCCAAUGUUCUGGUACCGCGGUUUUAUUCUCAAGAAGCUACGUCCGAAGUGAUGACAGCAGACUACGAUUAUGUUAAGAAGGCGACGACUAACAAUGACGUGUUGAUCAUAGAUGUGAGAGAACCAGAUGAAAUCAAAGAACACGGAAAGAUCCCGAACAGCAUUAAUAUUCCGUUGGGUAGUGUAUCAUCAGUCUUCACCAGCAUGUCAGAAAAGGAAUUUCAAAAUAUCUAUAAUAGGCCAAAACCAAAAGAAAAUUCAGAAGUUAUUUUUUACUGCAUGAUUGGCAAGAGAUCUGGAAAAGCUCAGCGGGAAGCCAUCAAAGCUGGAUACAAAAAUGUGAAGAAUUACCUUGGCAGUUGGACAGAAUGGGCAAGCAAGCAGUAAUUAUGUCUAUUGUAGUGACAAAUUACCUAAUUUAUACUCCAUUGUUUAUUUAAAGCUAUAUAAACUGAUUUUGAUGUAUGUACUUAAACAUACUUUUUACACAGUUAUAAAAUUAUAGUUAAUUGUCUAUAUGAUUCUUUUUAAAUAUUCUGAACCAAGUAGUCAAAAUCAUUUAGGUAGGUUACAGGUAUAUAUUGUACUCUCAAAAUAACUGUUAUUGUAAAUCAAUAAUGUAUGAAAACUAUAUUGAUUAUUAGGUAUAUUACACACUAUAUUGUGCAAUAUGCUUUUUAUGGAAAAUGAUUUUAUUAUAGAAUUUCUUACAAUUGUUAAACUAUAACAUUUAUUUUAUAUAUUGUUAAAUAGAUAAUAAAACUUCACCAGGCUGUGGUGGGGUGACAACCUUUGCGGUCUUAAAUUCUCACUGAUAACAGAGAUAAAAUAAUAGCAUGUAACUGUUUUUAGAUAUUGUGUUCAUUUAAUGGUUUGUUUAAAGUCAGUAAAUUAUUUAUUGCAUUGCAA